AUGGACGACUCUAUCGGUCGUGCAGAAAAGCUCGACGUUGACGAGAUUGAGAGAGCUGACGACAUGCCAAAAGGUAAUGCUAACUUCUCAACAGAAGAAGAGCGAAAUCUCGUCCGUAAGCUAGAUCUAUGGAUCGUUCCGCUCAUGAUGGUAACGUAUAUGCUCCAGAGUUACGACAAGGGCAUCAUGAGUGCCGCCACGCAGUUCAAUUUCAAUACAGACUUGGGCCUGACAACGGUUAUUGGGCACGAAGCAGACGGCACAGCUAUUACAAACAAUCAACGAUAUUCUCAUGCAUCAAUGAUCUUCUAUAUUGGGUAUCUUAUAGGUACCUAUCCGAUGAUGUAUCUAGCACACCACUACCCAACAUCUCGAGUUAUAUCCCUGGCUGCUUUCCUAUGGGGCAUUGUCGUCAUGUCAACUGCUGGCUGCAGGAACUACGCUGGCAUUAUGGUCAAUCGUUUGGUGUUGGGUAUACUGGAAUCGGCGGUGGCCCCUACAUUCACUGUUUUGGUGACAUUUUGGUGGACGCGUGAGGAACAGGCUCUGCGCACAAGCUUAUGGUACUGCUGCGUUGGAGUUGCGACUACUAUCUCACCAUUGAUUAAUUGGGGACUUGGCCAAAUUCAUGGAUCGCUUGACUCUUGGAAGCCCAUGUUUUUGGUUCUUGGGGCAAUCACUACAGCUUGGUCGUUUGUUCUCUUCUUUGCUCUGCCAGACAGCCCAAUGACCACAAAGGGUUUAUCUGAGUCUCAACGUCAAAUUGCAAUGCAUCGUUUGGAACGGAACCAGGCGGGCACAAUCAGCUCUGAAUUCAACAAGUCCCAGUUCUUCGAGGCCUUCCAAGACUACAAAGUCUACAGCUGUACACUGAUCAUUCUCCUCACUGGAGUGCCUUCUGGUGCAAUUGGCACUUUUGGUACAAUAGUCAUCAACGGCUUCGGAUUCAGCCAUUUUGACUCGCUGGCUUUGACUUGUCCUAUUGGCGCAAUUACGGCUCUUUCCAUCUUAUUAGUCGGCUACGUGACUAGAAAGUUGACCGGAACUCGCUACUUGUGCAUCAUCAUCUGUGCUCUUAUAUCCAUCGCCGGUACCUUGAUCUGUUGGCUUGGGCCUCGUAGCAAUAGAGGGAUGCUCUUUGCCGGUAUCUUCCUUAUUGCUGUUCAAGUUGCUGCGGGUGGACUGGCCGUUUCCCUGGCUGCCUCGAACGUCGCUGGACAUACAAGUAAGUAUUAUUUCCACCAAGUUUGCGUCCAUACCAUGUAUUGGCUCUAA
Molecule: messenger RNA, 1275 nt
Organism: Penicillium macrosclerotiorum
Lineage: Eukaryota; Fungi; Ascomycota; Eurotiomycetes; Eurotiales; Aspergillaceae
Exons: 2
Coding region: 1-1275 (424 amino acids)
Biological process (GO): transmembrane transport
Cellular component (GO): membrane
Molecular function (GO): transmembrane transporter activity
Source: RefSeq, a predicted model, not a curated record